UAUGGCUGACGCUUGACGUUUUUAGAGUUUUUAUUGCGGAAAAAGUCCCAGUUUAUUUUCACCGUUUUUCAUUGUUGAACUAUUAAUUUUUCGUGGUGAAAAUGUGAUUUUUAUUUUUUUAAGGAAAAUCAAACUCUUCUGCGUGUUGGAUCGUCUAAAUAUCGAAAUAUAGAGCGUAGAAAAUUGGUCUUUAAUUACGCACCAAAAACACCAUGGGAAAGAAGUCGGUCCCAUUACCAAAACACGAGUUUUUCCCAUGUGAAUAAUACGAGAAAAGGGCAAAAAACACUUUUAUUUCAGUGUGAAUAUAUACAUCAGUCGAAAUGUCCCAAAAGUUAAUAGCAGUUUGCAUUAUCUUCUUCCUUUUCUUGUGCUUACAGUUCAAUGAUGUAUGCUCUAUAAAGUGCAAGUGUGAUAUAUGCAAAGACAGAAACUAUACAUGUGAAACAGAUGGGCAUUGCUUCACUUCAGUGCAGAAAGGCCGGAAUACAGAUCAGCUCACUUACUCUUACAGAUGCUUCGAUCAAAAAACCUUCCCCACUCUAAUCAUAGGUGCGGGAAAACAGGGGGAGUAUUGUAACGAGACGAAAAGCGACGUGGGCGACAUCUCGUUUUCACAAUCGGCGUGUUGUCAGGACCGGGAUUUCUGUAACGAUAUCAAGUUACCGUUGCCGAGGCCCGUGAGGCACCUCCAAGCCUCUCAGGGGACCUAUUUAACCUCGGUGCAGAUUGCCAUGUGCAUCGUCGGACCUGCCCUAUUGGGCUGUCUUAUUGUGAUCGCAUAUUAUUGGAUGCGCACGGCCAAUCACAAGAAGAGGAGAUUACAUCACCAUUUGGGACACGGAGAUGACAGUAUCGAGGCUCCCGAUCAUCCCAUUUUGAAUAAGGGAGUCAGCUUGAAGCAUAUGAUCGAAAUGACCACUAGUGGAAGCGGAUCAGGUCUCCCGCUACUGGUUCAGCGUUCGAUCGCGAGACAAAUCCAACUGAUCGACAUCAUCGGCCAAGGGAGGUUCGGCGAAGUGUGGAGGGGUCGAUGGAGAGGCGAAAACGUUGCUGUGAAAAUAUUCAGCUCCAGAGAAGAAAGAUCUUGGUUCAGGGAGGCGGAGAUCUAUCAAACGGUGAUGCUCAGACACGAAAACAUACUGGGUUUCAUUGCGGCCGAUAAUAAAGAUAACGGUACGUGGACGCAGCUCUGGUUGAUCACCGACUAUCACGAGUUGGGUUCGCUGUUUGACUUCUUAGGGAGAAACACCGUCGAUACGAACAAUAUGAUUCGGAUGGCGCUCUCGAUUGCUACUGGUUUAGCUCAUUUGCAUAUGGAUAUUAUGGGAACACAAGGAAAACCAGCGAUCGCCCAUCGAGACUUAAAGUCGAAAAAUAUCCUGGUGAAGUCCAACGGCACGUGUGCCAUCGGGGAUUUAGGAUUGGCCGUGCGGCACGACGUCACCACCGACACCGUCGAUAUUCCUUUGAACAACAGGGUCGGCACUAAACGUUAUAUGGCACCCGAGGUCCUGGACGAGACAAUGAACAUCGAUCAAUUCGACUCGUUCAAACGGGCGGACGUGUACGCCCUGGGUCUGAUCUUUUGGGAGAUCGCGCGACGUUGCAACGUGGGCGGCGGCAUUUACGACGACUACCAGUUGCCGUUCUACGACGCGGUGCCCUCGGAUCCGACCAUCGAGGAGAUGAGGCGGGUGGUCUGUUUCGAGCGACAACGACCGAACAUCCCGAACCGGUGGCAGUCGUGCGAGGCCCUCCACGUCAUCUCGAAACUGAUGAAGGAGUGCUGGUAUCAUAAUGCGACCGCGCGACUCACCGCGCUACGGAUCAAGAAGACGCUGUCCAAUUACAAGGUCGCCGAGGAGCUCAAGAUGUAGUAGGCGAAAAUGGAUUUCGCCUGUUUAGAUCUUCAGGGACUACGUCAGGUUUCGUGUGUGCUUUAAGUAAGCGUGAAUAUGUAAUAAUUUUUUUUUGAUCUGUGACUAUUAAAUAUUGCCGCUAAUUUAACUUUUAAAAGCCAGUUGUUGGAUACGAAACAAGUAUAAUGACAUUUCAAUUUCAACCAUGAUAUUGCAAAAUCAAUCUGGCAGCUGGCCUGUUAAUUCUUGUCACGGUGAUUUUUUUAGGAGUAUUAUGAGCGUGUUUCUUUAUAUUUUAUGUAAUCAAAAUAUGUUUUAUUCGUUUUAGAAUGAUUGAUAAUAGGGCGAAUGUUUGAAAAUUUGAAAAAAAAAUCACUGCCUUUAAAGAAAAACAAAACCCACUUUAAUGACAAAUACAAUCCAUUCCAUAGUAGUUACUUGUAUAAACCGGUGUACCUAAUGUUAUUUGUUUAAUGUUUAUUUAUUUUUUACCCCGAUAGAAGAGAAUUACAUAUUGUUACAUAGUUAACUAACCUAAUCUGGUUUUAUCAAUAAACAAAAUGCCUAAAAAAUCUUGCUCAGAUCAGAUAUACAAAAUAUACGGUUUAAAUUCCUAUAAAAUCCAUAUAGUGCCAAAAACAAACUGGUUAACUUUUUUUUUUGUUUCACCACAUUCUGGCAAUAGCGAGAUUUUUUAGCAUCCAUAUUUGCCAAACUGCAAUAGUGUCAAUUUUUGACUGGUUACUACAGACAGAAGAACAAAAUAAUUAUAUGAUAUAUUACUGUACAUUUUAUUCUGUUAAAUGCAUAAUUUUUCCAGAAUUAUUGGAAAACAAUUAGAUUACCCACUAGUCAUCUCUCCUUAUCGUUUCCUUAUUUCUUUCUUUUCUUGUGGCGUGGUUUGUGAAAAAUUACAUUACACAGGGUGGUCCCAACAAGUUCUUAAGAUAAUCUAAGCCAUGUGUUCUUUGGCUUUGAAAAAACUGAAAUUUGCAAAAAGAAACCUUUUUUACCUUGUUUACAUAGUGUUUUUUCCAGACAGUUGAAAAAUACUCAACUGUCUGGAAUAAACUCAAAAAUAUCAAACUACCUGGUUUCUUGAUCCAAUAGUACCGAAAGUAAUGGCUGCUCGAAAAAUACAUAUAGAAUCACCACUUUCGCUUUUGGGUUUUAAUUUAUGCACCAAAAUCGCCAAUUACAAUUUAAUACAAUAAAAUGCUGUGCAGGAUUAUACAAUUAAGGUGGUUAUGCUAAAUGCACAAUAUCAAUUCCAUCCCUGCAAUUGAGGAAACUUUUAUAAGUGCGUUUCCUUUUUUUACAUUGAGCGUUUGAUUUCGGUCUAACUUCUAUCGUAUUAAAGUAAUUCAAUGACAUUUUUUCGUGAUUUAAAAGGGAAUUUCAUACGAUAGAAGAAGUGCACUGUAUAUUUUGUUACAAUGUAGAAAAAGGCCUGAGUCAAAGGCUUAAUGUAAAAAAUAGAAACGCAUGGUACAUGUGGUCAGAGGUUUUGUUUUAUCCAGAUAGUUGAGGGAUGAUUUUACUUUUCUCA
Anthonomus grandis grandis is the source of this 3411-nucleotide messenger RNA. It is a transcript of the gene babo, whose product is annotated as TGF-beta receptor type-1. Gene Ontology annotation, molecular function: ATP binding; activin binding; activin receptor activity, type I. The transcript is spliced from 9 exons. The record is from RefSeq and is a predicted model, not a curated record. NCBI's taxonomy places the organism in Eukaryota, Metazoa, Arthropoda, Insecta, Coleoptera, Curculionidae. Gene Ontology annotation, cellular component: activin receptor complex; plasma membrane. Gene Ontology annotation, biological process: activin receptor signaling pathway; cellular response to growth factor stimulus; protein phosphorylation. The coding region runs from base 324 to 1880 and encodes 518 amino acids.